GUUUGCCUGCUUCAACCCCGGGAAAGCAAAACUCAGGGGCGGGGCGAGCGAGAAAAGGACGCGGGGAGGACGCUAGCUGGCUACUCGCGAAGGAGAGAUCCGGGACGAUCUGGAGACCCAGUGUCCACGAAAAGAAAGCAUACAGUCAUCUGAGGAAAGUUGGCUCAGGAAUUCUGGGAGUUGAAGUCCACAAGUCAUAAAAGGGCCAUUGUUCCCCACCCCUGAUGUAGAAGACUGAUGGGUAGGGAAGACCUUUACAGCAACCUUGAUGGGUCAGAAAUCUGGACAUCCCAAGGAAAAAAGAUCUCCCAAACUGUAUGGUUAUCAGAUUCUGGCACCAGAAGAAGAAGAAGAAGACAAAGAAAACAACAAGAAAGAAAACAACAAGAAUUUGGAAAAGAUUAGCAAGCAGUUUGAAGAAAUCAUUGGAAUGGCAGACUCAAGAAACGGUGCUGUUGGCUUAUACAACAUUGGAUUGAGCUGUUGCAUCAACUCAUUGCUUCAAAGCUUCUUAAUGAACAGAUACUUCACUACGAUACUUCGGAGGAUUAAAGUACCAUUUGGAGCGGCAGAACAGAAGGCCAGUGUCCCUUACCAAAUGCUUCUGCUGUUAGAAAGUAUGCAGCAGGCCAAGGGGAAGUCUGUGCGCCCUUUCGAUCUUAUCUGCUGCCUUUCUCGUCACGGCGUGAGAUUGUUUGUUCGCCACGAUGCUUCAGAAGUCUAUUACAAAAUCUGGAACCUACUUAAAGACCAAAUCACAAACACAGACCUGGUUGAAAGAUUGACUCAUCUGUAUACCAUCCGUUUACAAGAGCUCUUGGUGUGCCAGAAAUGUUUCCAUGAAAUAAAGAUAGACAGUAACCAGCUAAUGCUUCAUCUUCCAAUGUUUGAUUUUGAUUCUCAUCCGAUUAUUAACUUGGAAAAUUCACUACGCAGUUUUUUCAGACCAGAGCAAUUAACUAAAGAAAAUAUGUGUUACUGUACGAAGUGUGACAAGAAAACAUCAUGUCUGCGGACGGUGAAAAUAACGUAUUUGCCACGCAUGUUGACGCUGCAUCUUGCUCGCUUCCGUUCCAAAGAUGGCAACAGAACUAGGAAAGUCACACAUAGCUUGGCUUUCCCACCAAAGCUAGAUUUCAGCCAGAUCUUGGCACCGGAACAGUUUCAUCCAGAUGCUAAAAAGCGUGAUGGGAUGUAUGAUCUCUUUGCGGUGAUUGCCCACUCGGGAUCAGCUGACUUUGGUCAUUAUUGUGCCUAUAUCUGGAGUCUCACCGAAUAUAAGUGGUAUUGCUUCAACGAUUCCAGUGUUUGUAAGGUAUUCUGGGAUGAUAUCAAAUCUACUUAUGGAAGACAAUCUCUCUGUUGGGGUGAAACUGCCUACCUUCUGGUUUACAUGAGAAGGAGUAGCAGAUCCCUCUCAAUGGAAAUGAAGACUCACAGUAACUGGGAAGGCCCCAUUCACACUCCCUGAAUUAACCCAGCAAGUUGAACCCAUGUCCAUCAACAUCAGUGAAAGACAAUUCAUAUGAAAAAUGUACAUCUCAAAGGGAGAAUUAGGAAUGUAGUUAGCCCUCUAGAAAAUGAGUACAUAAACAAAAGAAUGAAUUUAUUUCUAAAUAGCUCUGGAAAGCUGCCCAUAAUUCCUUUUUGGGGGUCCAGUUUCUACAGCAGUGGUGGUGAACCUAUGGCACGUUUGGUAGAGGUGGCAGUCAGAGCCCUCUCUGUGGGCACACGUGCCAUACCCCAGAGAUGGCAACUAUCUCUUCAACCAGCCGCCUGCUAACUCGC
Molecule: messenger RNA, 1788 nt
Organism: Crotalus tigris (Tiger rattlesnake)
Lineage: Eukaryota; Metazoa; Chordata; Lepidosauria; Squamata; Viperidae
Gene: USP18
Product: ubiquitin specific peptidase 18
Exons: 12
Coding region: 269-1471 (400 amino acids)
Biological process (GO): protein deubiquitination
Cellular component (GO): nucleus; cytosol
Molecular function (GO): cysteine-type endopeptidase activity; cysteine-type deubiquitinase activity
Source: RefSeq, a predicted model, not a curated record